GAAGAUGUAAAGAUGGCGACAAAUGUGCAUACAAACACAAUCCAGCUCGUGUUGCAGUAUGUAAAUCAUGGCUAAGAAGUGAUGGGUGUAAGUUGGGGGAGAAAUGCCUAUUGCAGCACAAGGAAUCCCCUCAUGUAGUCCCUUAUUGUCGCCACUUCAAUCAUGGGCUAUGCAUCAAUCCUAAAUGCCAUUAUACUCACGUGCACGUAAACUUCAAAGCCCCCUAUUGCCCAAACUUCGAUAAAGAUAAAUAUUGUCCAAAGGGGGAGGAAUGUAAAUUGAAACAUGAAUGGCGUCUCGCCAACUUUGAUGAAGACGAGACAGAACAAACAAAUGCCUCAUCAUCUGAUAGCAAUGAGCUUGGAAAACGCAAACGAGAGGAUGACUUGAAGAGAAAAGUUAGAAUCAAACAACCCGGAGAAGAGAUAGACCCAUUCAAAGCGCAAUUCGAUUAUAUCUCAUUAGAUUACUCUACUGAGCCUAAGUGA
This is a messenger RNA of Acaulospora morrowiae, 488 nucleotides long. The record is from the annotation of a GenBank genome assembly. NCBI's taxonomy places the organism in Eukaryota, Fungi, Glomeromycota, Glomeromycetes, Diversisporales, Acaulosporaceae.